This is a messenger RNA of Fonsecaea pedrosoi CBS 271.37, 828 nucleotides long. RefSeq lists its product as uncharacterized. The transcript has a single exon. The record is from RefSeq and is a predicted model, not a curated record. NCBI's taxonomy places the organism in Eukaryota, Fungi, Ascomycota, Eurotiomycetes, Chaetothyriales, Herpotrichiellaceae. Gene Ontology annotation, molecular function: oxidoreductase activity, acting on the CH-OH group of donors, NAD or NADP as acceptor. Bases 1 to 828 code for a protein of 275 amino acids.
AUGGAAAACACCACACAGCUUUCACUUCGUGGGCUUUAUGCUCUAGUCACUGGCGGCAACCAAGGCAUAGGGCUCGCUUUAGUCACUGGCCUUGCUCGGGCUGGAGCGAAUGUCGUGGUCUUUGACAUCUCCCCACCUUCGACGGAAUUCGAAAGUAUUGCAAGCUCCUACGGCAUUCGCACCGCGUAUCGGAAGGUUGACGUGUCGUGUGUGGCAUCCCUUAAACAGGCUUUUGAAGAUACACUUCAUCCGUUCUGCGGUGACGGUGGUCUAGACAUCUGCAUCGCGGCUGCAGGGAUCAACCAAGUCAAGGACUUUCUUGCUACCGAAGAAACCGACUUUGAUAAGCUCAUGAAGGUCAACGUUAAAGGGGUAUAUUUUACCUGCCAACUUGCCGCGCAAACAAUGAUCGGAUCCAGGCCAGAUCGUGGCGAGACCACGGACAUGUUAAGCAAUGGGUGCGGAAACAGGAGCAAGACUAAAAGCAUCAUUGUCAUUGCUAGCACAACAUCUUAUGUGGCGAUUCGGACGCACAAUUCAAGCGCAUACGCCGUGACCAAGUCUGCCGUCCGGGGAAUGGUACCUGAAAUAGCAAAAGAACUGGGACCACGUGGGAUCAGAGUCAAUUCGAUCAGCCCUGGCUACACCUUGACGAGUAUGACAGAGGGAUAUCCGGAGAUCAUAAAGCAGUGGCAAAACGACACCAUGCUGGGAUUCAUUGGCAUGCCCGAGGACUAUGUUGGUAUCUCACUCUAUCUGGCGAGCAACGCAAGCAGAUAUGUGACUGGACAAGACUUCCUGAUUGACGGGGGCUCGACCAAAUGGUGA